Molecule: messenger RNA, 1485 nt
Organism: Tetrahymena thermophila SB210
Lineage: Eukaryota; Ciliophora; Oligohymenophorea; Hymenostomatida; Tetrahymenidae
Product: cytochrome P450 family monooxygenase
Exons: 2
Molecular function (GO): iron ion binding; heme binding; oxidoreductase activity, acting on paired donors, with incorporation or reduction of molecular oxygen
Source: RefSeq, a predicted model, not a curated record
AUGUAUGGUGAUAAAAUCAAAAUUAUUUAUCACUUUGGAGUUGGACUUUUAGGUGAGUAUAGGAAGGGCUUAAAAAAUAAAAAUGACAGUCUGAGCUUUUUAAGAGAGAUGGCUUUAACAGAAAAAAGCAAAGUAAAAGCAUAUAGCUUUAACAUAGGGCUUAAAUUGGGAUAUUGCUUUUUGGAUCCUGAGCUUAUCAAAUAAGUUCAUUAAAAUCAUGAUGCCUUUUCAAAAAUGGAUAUUUCAUAAGCAUUUGUAUUUUUGUUUUCUAAUUCUUUACUCUGUGUGAGCGGAAAAGAAUGGUAGAGAUAGAGACAUUUUUUGGGUAAAUCCUUCCAUUUCGAUGAAAUAAAAAAUUAUUUCCCUACAAUCAAAGAGGUAAGUCUUGUAGUUUCUGAUGAGAUUACUUAAGAUCUAAAAAAUAGCUCUUAAAAAAAAAUGAUUCAAGUUGUCAAGACCUGCGAAAAAGUUACUUCAGAAGUUGCCUUUAGAGCGUUUUUUGGUUAAACUUCUAAGAACAUCACUAUUAAAAGAGAAGAUGGAAGCACUGUUUUAGCUUCAUCAGAAAUUGUUUAGUUGCUUACUGAUUCUUUUCGCAUUCUUUAGACAAACAAAUUACUUCUACUUAAGUAUGUAAUUUUAAAAAGAAACAGUUAGAACAUUUUCCCUAUGAAAGAAGAAAAAUCUUUAUUCGCACGCUUAAAUGUAUUUAAGGAUACAUGCAAACAAGUUAUCAUGCAAAGAAAAGAAGAACUUCAAAAAGACCCUUCUUUAUUUAAAAAAAAUUUCUUAGACCUUUACUUGAAAGAAAUCCUUUUGAAUGAAAACAAAGAAAUCACCAUAGAUGAAAUUAUCGAUAAUUUUUGUGCUCUCUUCUUUGCUGGAACAGAUACUACUGGCAAUAUGACAGGCGUCUCACUUUAUUAUCUUUCCUAAAAUCCAAAAAUUCAAGAAGAGGCUAGAGAUGAAGUAAUAAAUAUCCUUAAAUCUAGAACGUAAAGCUAAGACCCAAAAGACUUAUUCAACUCACUUGCAUUCGAAGAUCUCUCUUAGAUGCCAUUGGUUCAUUCUAUUUUAAAAGAAUCCUUAAGACUUAUUCCUCCUGCUGCAGCAGUUUUAGGAAGAUAUGCAAACAGAGAUAUAGAGAUUGGUGAAUUUUCGGUUAAAAAAGGAGAUUUAGUCAAUACACAUUUUAUCUACAGCUAAAGCAAUCCAGACUUAUACCCAAAUCCUGAAAAAUUUGACCCUUAUAGAUGGAUGAAUUAAAAAGAAUAAAAAAAUGCGUUUAAUUUUACUCCCUUCUCUCUAGGGCCCAGAAAUUGUAUUGGACAGCAUUUAGCUAUCAUUGAAGGAAAAUGCAUGAUUGCAAACUAUUUGCUAAAUUACAACAUUUUGCCUAAUCCUAGUCAAGAGCCUAUUAAAGAGGCAAAAACAAUUUAUGGUUUAUGUCCAGAUAAUUUAGUUUAUUUUGAGCUUAGAAAAUGA